ACACCAGGAGAUAAGGGCUCCGCACCCAACGUUUGUCUCACAUUAGCAACCCGACCCAAAACAAGCCAUCCCGCGCCUCCAAACGGGCCGCGGCCCGCUGGGCCCCAAGCGCGGCCAUGUUUCCGCUGCUAAAUCCUCCCGAGAUGCCGGAAUGCGGUCUCACAUGCCCCUCUAGGCCUCAAGGCUCAUGAACAAGCGUUGGCAUCAGCUGCUGCGUAUGCGUCCCCGCAAGCGCGGCCGCUAUCGCUAUAUGAGCAGGCUCUGAAGAUGCAGCACCCCACCAUGGUUGCCUUCACCGCCCUUGCACUCUCAUCCAUGGUCGCCCUCGGCCUCGUCUUGCUCUCGGUCGUCAUGGCCGCGCCGAUUUUUGACGCGCCCUCCACAUCCCACCGCGGCCGCCUCAAGGCGCGCAUCGGCACCAACCUCUGCCUCGGCGUGAGCGGGACGCGUGACGGCGCCCGCCUCCUCCUAAAAUCAUGCACGCACGCCUCCACCGAAGUCGAGUUUGACGACGACCGCGACCUCCUCAUCUUCCUGCAGGCGCAACGCGUCGCCGAGGUGCCAGCCCGGCGGUAUGGCAACGGCGAAGCUGUGCAGAUCCGUGAUAUCGCGACACACGGCGGCAGCGGCUUCCAGCGCUGGGUGCGUGCCGACUUCCACGGUCGCAGCGGCGGAGGCGUGCCGCGCGGCGUGUGGCAGCAGAUCCGCACGGGAAACCACCGAUACUGCCUCGACGUAAGGGAGGGGAGGGCGGUGGUGGGCGCAGAAGUCCAGCUGCGGGAGUGUGCGCCGUGGAACGACAACCAGUCCUUCAAGUGGAUCUCGUAGCGUUGGAGAGGGGCGGGGUGGUGACGGACCAAGGUGUGGGACAAUGAGGUCUUAGCCGUGUAUUCUCUUGCGAUGUUGUGCAACUUGACUGGG
Messenger RNA from Cutaneotrichosporon oleaginosum, 921 nucleotides. RefSeq lists its product as uncharacterized. The record is from RefSeq and is a predicted model, not a curated record. Lineage: Eukaryota; Fungi; Basidiomycota; Tremellomycetes; Trichosporonales; Trichosporonaceae.